Oncorhynchus tshawytscha (Chinook salmon) is the source of this 1534-nucleotide messenger RNA. RefSeq names its product telomerase Cajal body protein 1-like. The transcript has 4 exons. The coding region runs from base 1 to 555 and encodes 184 amino acids. NCBI's taxonomy places the organism in Eukaryota, Metazoa, Chordata, Actinopteri, Salmoniformes, Salmonidae. The record is from RefSeq and is a predicted model, not a curated record. Gene Ontology annotation, molecular function: RNA binding; protein binding. Gene Ontology annotation, biological process: Cajal body organization. Gene Ontology annotation, cellular component: Cajal body.
AUGAUGAAGAAGCAGUGUCAGAGUGGCAUCAUCUCCUGCCUGGCGUUCAGCCCGUGCCAGUCUGUGUACGCCUGUGGCUCCUUCUCCCGCACCGCAGGCCUCUACUCCUGCCAGGACGGCUCUCUGCUGGUUCUGCUGCCACCCAGGCACCACGGGGGCAUCACACACCUUGCCUUCUCACCCGACGGACACUACCUGUACACUGGCGGGCCCAAGGACCCAGAGAUUCUGUGCUGGGAUCUGAGAGACCCGGGCAAGGUUCUGUUCUCUCUGAAGAGGAAAGUAGCCACCAACCAACGUAUGUACUUUGACCUGGAUCCUGUCCACCCCUUCAUGCCGUUGCUGGUGUCAACCAGCAGGCAGCGCAGGUUCCUCGACCCGGGGGACAGUAGCGACGGAGACUCCUUCGACUCGGGUUCAGAGGGUGAUAUUGUGAUAUCACCAACCCCAGAGGUCAGACAGGACAACGCCCUGACUCUGUGUUGGGUCGGACCACUCAGCCCAGCCAGCGAGGAGGGGCAGGAGGAACCAGCACCAAUGUUGGUGAUUGAUUGAUUGAUGGUGGAGUAGCCCAACUCAAACCCCUCUCCUCAGGACUGAACCAAAUGUAACUUCAAACUGCCACUGAGUAAAGUUUACUACAAUAUUGGAAGUACUUUUUCUGUUGAGUAUGCAAACCAGUGUGUUGAGUCCCUUGGAUUCAGUGAACAACAGUUUCCCCGGUCUCGAAGCCAAGGUACAAACUAUGGUGAAUGCUAACAUGUUAUUAGGAAUUUUUGGUAACAUGCUACUAUGCUAACUGAGUUCUUCCCCAUUUCAAACUACAUGUAAUUGUAAAACCACAGCAGCCAGACCAGGCCCACUGUGUUGGAGGAGCACAGUGUACAUUGUGUUGUCUACUUUCCACUCGUGUUUCUCCAUGGGACUGUUCCGUUGUUUACCUUGUUAGUCUGUAUAGCCUGGUCCCAGAUAUCUCGGUGUUGUUUUAUGGCCAUUGUUUAGCAUUUCAAUCAAACAGGUCUGGGAUCAGGCUAUUGUCUAUAGUCCUGCCCAGAAUAACCUAAUGCUGCUAGUUUAAGUGCAAUUCAGAGCUUUGAUUUGUGAAUAUUAUUUUAUUGUUCUAAGUGCCGAGGUGUCGCUAUACGUGCGUCAGUAAAUGUAUAUUUUUCUAUAGCCAUGAUGAAUAUUUAGUUUCUGAAUGUAUUAAAAUCGGUAAGCAGUUGGCAUAAUUGCUGUAACCACAAACAAAUGGAUACUGCAAACGUCUUUUUAUAGUGCAAUGUCCGUGAGAGAUGACACGUCAACAUUGUUCCUUUUAUUUUAUUUUCCCAGCGAUUCAACAUGACGCUCAGUAGAGGAUUUACUGCGCACGGCCGAUGUUCCUGUACUGUCUUAGUCCUGUGAUUUCUUGUGGCAGUGUGGAUGAAAUGAUCAACAAUAUUUGUAUAUGUAGAACGCCUGCUAUGCUGCUUUUGUGUUGUAGCACAACUUAUGUUUGUAUAGGUUAAUUUGAUUAAUAUAUAUAUAUUAAAGU